AUGGGAGAAACUGAGCUCUGCUUCCCGCAGCUCUUCAACACCUCCUGCUGGAAGCCGAAGCGUCCACUCAGCGAGGCUGUGCUCAUUAACUCUCUGCUGUCCUUCAUCUCUCUGCUCACUGCUUCUCUCAACCUGCUCGUCAUUAUCUCCAUCUCCCACUUCAAGCAGCUCCACACUCCCACCAACCUCCUGCUAUUGUCUCUGGCUGUCUCAGAUUUCUUCGUGGGCCUCGUUAUGACAUUUAUGAUCAUUCUCACCAACGGCUGCUGGUUUCUUGGUGAUGUUAUGUGUGUAUUAUAUAGUGGUUUGACUUGCCUAAUCACCUCAACCUCAGUAGGAACCCUGGUACUCAUAUCAGUCGACCGCUAUGUGGCCAUUUGUGACCCUCUCCGCUACACCACUAAAGUCACAGUGACAAGAGUUUCUGUAUGUAUUUCUCUCUGUUGGUCUUUUUCUUUCCUGCACAACAGCUUCAUUUUGAGAGAUAACCUCAUACAGCCAGGCAUGUAUAACUCCUGCUAUGGAGAGUGUAUAGUGAUCAUUAAUUACACAGUUGUAGUUGUGGACUUAUUCCUGACGUUUAUUGGCCCUGUUUCAGUGAUCAUAGUUAUAUAUAUGAGAGUGUUUGUGGUGGCUGUGUCUCAGGCCCGGGCCAUGCGCUCUCAGAUUAAGACAUUUCAGGACCAGGAGCCUCAGUUGGAGUCCCGCUUCUGGAGGGCCUUCUGCCAACUGUUGGGGGAGCAGGUGGACGGUGCUGAGGUGGUGUUACAGAAGUUGGGGGCUGAGCUAAUCUCUGGGAUUGGGUUCAGCUGCUACCAGGAGUGCCUGCUGACUGCCCAGCCAGGAAUCCUUCCGCCUUUGACCACCCGCCUCAGCCGUUCACCUGCCUUCAUCUGA
Molecule: messenger RNA, 897 nt
Organism: Salarias fasciatus (jewelled blenny)
Lineage: Eukaryota; Metazoa; Chordata; Actinopteri; Blenniiformes; Blenniidae
Product: trace amine-associated receptor 8a-like
Exons: 5
Coding region: 1-897 (298 amino acids)
Biological process (GO): G protein-coupled receptor signaling pathway
Cellular component (GO): membrane
Molecular function (GO): trace-amine receptor activity
Source: RefSeq, a predicted model, not a curated record